This is a messenger RNA of Penicillium angulare, 1647 nucleotides long. RefSeq names its product splicing factor cactin. Gene Ontology annotation, molecular function: protein binding. The record is from RefSeq and is a predicted model, not a curated record. The transcript has 4 exons. Gene Ontology annotation, biological process: mRNA cis splicing, via spliceosome. NCBI's taxonomy places the organism in Eukaryota, Fungi, Ascomycota, Eurotiomycetes, Eurotiales, Aspergillaceae. The coding region runs from base 1 to 1647 and encodes 548 amino acids. Gene Ontology annotation, cellular component: cytoplasm; spliceosomal complex.
AUGUCCUCGCGACCACCGGACCGUUCGGCUCCACGGCGCGACCGAUCGCGCUCCCCGUCCAACUGGCGCCAACCCCAGAAUCACCCUCGCGGAGACAAUAGAGAAUGGCGCGAUCGCCAGGACUCGCGACCGGGUCAGGGUCAACAGUCGCGGAAUAUGCGUGAUCAGAUGAAGAUCAACCAGAUCCAAGAGGAUGAGCAGGUUCGCGAAUGGGUGGCGCAGGAGGAUAUCUUCGUGCUGAAGCAGGCUAAGAAGAAGGCUGAGAUUCGCGUGAAAGAGGGGCGCGCAAAGCCGAUCGACUGGUUGACUGUUACGUUGAGGGUUAUUGAUCCUACGCGAGACCCUUUGGAUGACGAGAUUGCAGAUUCAGAGCUUGACGUUGUAGAUCCUGAUGGAGUGUUUGAGGGAUUGUCAGAGUCUGAACUGCAGGAUUUGGAGCAUGAUAUUGAAACGUUUAUUAAGUUGGAGACGAAUUCCCGGAAUCGGGACUACUGGCAGACCAUGAAGAUUAUUUGUCGAGAUCGCUUGAAAACCAAUGCCCCGGAAGGGCGCGCUCUCAGCUCCGUCGCCGCCGAUAUUAAUAGGCUCCUUAGCCCCAAGACAUACGAACAAUUACAAAACCUGGAAGUACAAGUGAAGAGGAAGUUGAACUCCAAUGAGCCUAUCGAUACAGAUUACUGGGAGGAGCUGCUACGCAGCUUGACAGUUUGGAAGGCUCGUGCGCGGUUGAAGAAUGUCUACCAAGCUGUCAUUGAUGAGCGUGUUCGGGAUCUUAGGAGUCAACAGAAGGAAGAGGCGCAGUCAGUCCGUGAAAAGCUAGCGCCGCUUGCACCGAUUAUGACUGGUGAUGAAAAGGAGCUGGACUCUGCAGAUUUCAAAGGCCUAGAUCCCGACCCGUUACUGCAAGUGCGCGCAGAAGAUAAAGGUCUAGAGAUCAUGGACGAAUCGGUAUUCCUUCGACAGGUCGCUCGUGAGCGUCAGAAGAUCACCCGUAUGGGAUACGUUCCUCUUCGACAGCGAGUAAUCGAAAAGCCAAGCAACAUGAUCAUCAAUCCAGAGGCAUCCACCGCGUCUGCUUCUACAGGGACCGGUCGCUUUGCAGCGCUUCCUAAUGAUGAUUUCUCUCAAGCAACCAAAGCGCUGUAUGAAAGAGAAUUGGCCAAGGGGGUCAGUGAAAAUGAGGAGAUCUUUACUGGUGAAGAGUCUGUGAGUACUGGCGCGCAACCCCAGUGGGCUGGUAAGUAUCGGCCCCGAAAGCCCCGAUACUUCAACCGAGUUCAGAUGGGCUACGAGUGGAACAAGUACAACCAAACCCAUUACGACCACGAUAACCCGCCACCUAAGGUUGUGCAAGGUUACAAGUUCAACAUUUUCUACCCUGACCUCAUCGACAAAACCAAAGCCCCAACGUACCGUAUUGAGCGAGAGCAUGGUCGAAAGCGGGGUGAAUCCUUCGCUGCUGCUGGUGAGGAAGAUACCUGUUUGAUUCGAUUUAUGGCUGGUCCUCCCUAUGAGGAUAUUGCUUUCCGAAUUGUGGACAAGGAAUGGGAUUACAGUGCUAAGCGGGAACGUGGGUUUAAAAGCACUUUUGAUAAGGGUAUUCUUCAACUACAUUUUCAGUUCAAACGAAUCUAUUACCGAAAGUAA